Annulohypoxylon truncatum is the source of this 2054-nucleotide messenger RNA. RefSeq lists its product as uncharacterized. The transcript is spliced from 3 exons. Bases 438 to 1508 code for a protein of 356 amino acids. NCBI's taxonomy places the organism in Eukaryota, Fungi, Ascomycota, Sordariomycetes, Xylariales, Hypoxylaceae. The record is from RefSeq and is a predicted model, not a curated record.
CAUUGGACAAGGUAUCAUUGAUGCGGUGUAGAUCGCAUUUCAGCCAGAGAUCACAACGCUGGAGAGGUAGCCAACGAAAUGGGGCGUAGAGCGAGUACUUAGUAAACUAUUGGAAUCUUGCAUCUCCUGACGUCGAGACAGGUUACACCAAGGCCGCUCCCUUAAACUUGAUGAGCUGAAACGGUCACGAGAACUCUGCAAGGAGACUAUGCGUCUAUCACAUAUUGCCACAGGAGAAGUAACAAUCAAAAUCAUAAUCGAAAUCAACCGAUGGCAUGAGACGGUGCCCUCGUGCCCCCGUUCCCCUGAAAUCUUUUAAGCUCCUCCUCAUAGCCCUCUCCUUGCUUCCUUUCCCCACCAGAUUCAAAUUAGAUUUUCAGUGUAGAACUUCGCAGUUGUUACCCCUCGGUUAUCGAGUCAACAGGUAGAUAUUCACGAUGGCGACCGACGAAUCUCUCACGACGUGCGAGGGCAUGCCUACCGACGGCAGCAUCGCAAUCGCCAACUGGGGCGGCGACAACUCGGCUAUAUACUACACAGACGCGAGCCACGGCGUCCGCCAACGUACUUAUGAUCGAGGCAGGUGGGACGGCGGCACCGAGUCCGACAUCAUCUUCAGGGCCAAGACUUCGACGCCGCUCGCUGCCAUGCAAUGGUUCUCCAGAAAGGAUCAUCCCGAAAACGACGUGAACAGUAUCCGUUUCUACCACCUCGACGACAUGUGUUACAUGAGAGAAAUGUGCUGGGACGGGGGCAUCUCAGGAUGGCCCGCGACUACCAAAGCGAACGCCGGCACCUGGUUCAGCGGUGAGCUUAACCAACACUCGGCCGUGACGGCGGGAAAUUCCAAGAUGGCUUCCGUAUACUGGGCCAACUACCUGCGCGUCAUAUAUCAGGCGUCCGAUGGCUCUCUGCGCGAGCACUGCCGCGACUACAUGCAAGAUUGGUACGCUGGUAAAACCCUUCCUUGCCCCGCUGGUACUCGACCGUAUAGCGGUACGGCCAUUGCCGCUGUGUCUCGAAACCCAUCGGCUCCGGAAGUCUUCGUGUUCUUCCAAUGCGAGGACAGCUACGUGUACAUGGCCAAGUACACCGGGUCGUGGUCAGUAGGCGGUCCACUCUUCAAGGCACAGAGGGGAUCAGGGCUGGCGGCGGUGAUUCGGCCGAGCGAGAAUGCAAUCCAAGUCUUCUGCGCGAACGAAUAUGGCAUCCUGACGAAGCACAAAGGAGAGCCAGGGGAGUGGAAGACCACCCCCGGCAAUCAGGAGCUGCUGGAGAAUACGGCGAUCGCAGGGCGAGUAUACAAGCGCAAGGCGGACCAAAAAGAGAUGGUUGCGCUUGUCUUCGUGCUCAAGACCAAUGCGCUUUCUAGAAGCGCCGCGUACAGCACCGAGCAGGGCAGGAGGGUGUUAGAUGGUGGAAACGUGUCACGCUUUUUGAAUCUUACCCAUAAGGCGUAUCAUGAAGAAAACGGGUUUGUAGGAGGCGGUGGCUUUGACGACGACUAGACUAAAGACUUCAUCAGUAUGGUGGCUACCUAGGUAUUUACCUAGUAAUCUAUUGUUUGGAAUAUUUCAUUUGUUGGUAUUCCUUCGUAUCGCUCGUUGAGGAUACUUUCACAUGUUAACCAUACCAUGAUCAAUUAAAAAAUUCUUACCCUAACUUCAAGGUGCCGAGAUACUAAUCCCGAUCUUUUUCCAUUUUUAUCACGAACACAUGAGGCUCCGCCCCCAUCCACCGAUCCGAUCCGAUCUGAUCCGAGCCCGCCCCGGUCCUGUUCAAGGUGGUUGAUCAACCGUUGAACAGCGUCAGGGAAUUGCCUGCAGCUGUGGAUUGCGCCGCAGCUGUAAGCUACGUCUCAAGUGAAAGCUAGAAGCAAGAGGUAAGCUGGUAGAUCGCUAGUACGGGGUGGGGAGUGAUCUUGUUUGACGCCUAAACCUCCUCUAAAACCCGUUAGGGGCCAAAGGCCCCUUAUAUAUUCGUAGAUGUUACACAAGACUGCAGCCACGGCGCUGCUACCCUUGCUCUUAGCCUCUGACGAAUGGUGUCAGAUA